AUGAAAUGUAAUUGUUGCUGGAAGGAUAUUGAUCCAAGCGAAUAUUAUGUUGUGAACAAAUGUAAACACAUUUUUUGUUCUUACUGUGCCCAGAAGGCAUGGUUAAAUGGAAAUUAUAAAUGUCCAUUGUGUCAAAUUACUCUAACUGAGGACGAUAUUUCCAGAAAUGACUCAACAGAUUUUGAGUCAAUAGCCCAACAACUAUAUGGUAUAUCUCCAAAAAAUUUAAAUGAAGUUAUCUGUUUGAUUUCUAAUUUUAACCAGAAACAACAACUCCUCUAUGAAUCAAAGUUACAGCAUGAUAACCAUGUUAAUGAAAAGAAGUUAAACGGUAAAUACCAACAAGUUAUCUCUAAGGCAUUUGAUUACAGGAAACAACGAGAUCAAAUAAAAAAUGAGUUAGAAAAAUAUAAAAAAGAAAAUGAAAAAUUAGAAUUGGAGAAUCAACAAUUUAAAGCACUAAUACAAGAGUAUGAACAAAAUAGUAAACAAACAAAAGACAUAAUUCUGAGAAUGCAACAAGAACAAAGUGAAAAAAAUUCAAUAAUUUCAAGUAAACUAUUUUCCCCACAAACAAAUCAAAUGAAACAAUUGUUUAAGCAAAAUACCUUUGAGGUUAAUCCCAAUACAGCGUUACAAAAGAAAUUAAACAUGAAAAUGAAUGACAAAUUUGCUCAAUUGAAAAAAAUACGUGAAGAGAAUAAAAAAGAAAUUAACUUAAAACCUACUUCUAAGAAAAAUACCUUUUCUCUUGAAAAGAAACGAAUUCCAAUUCUCCAAUCCCCAGUAGUAAAUAGACCAAUGUUUACUUCUCCAUUAAAAAGUGUUGUAAUUCCAUUUACACCAAUUUAG
This is a messenger RNA of Entamoeba dispar SAW760, 852 nucleotides long. RefSeq lists its product as uncharacterized. The record is from RefSeq and is a predicted model, not a curated record. NCBI's taxonomy places the organism in Eukaryota, Evosea, Mastigamoebida, Endamoebidae. Gene Ontology annotation, molecular function: SUMO transferase activity. Gene Ontology annotation, biological process: reciprocal meiotic recombination; homologous chromosome pairing at meiosis; protein sumoylation. The transcript is spliced from 4 exons. Bases 1 to 852 code for a protein of 283 amino acids. Gene Ontology annotation, cellular component: synaptonemal complex.